Molecule: messenger RNA, 2296 nt
Organism: Elgaria multicarinata webbii
Lineage: Eukaryota; Metazoa; Chordata; Lepidosauria; Squamata; Anguidae
Gene: ZBTB7C
Product: zinc finger and BTB domain containing 7C
Exons: 4
Coding region: 309-2093 (594 amino acids)
Biological process (GO): regulation of transcription by RNA polymerase II
Molecular function (GO): RNA polymerase II cis-regulatory region sequence-specific DNA binding; DNA-binding transcription factor activity, RNA polymerase II-specific; protein binding
Source: RefSeq, a predicted model, not a curated record
AGAAUUAAAAUAGGGUGCUGGCUUCCUCUGCAUACCAUCAAGCCUUUCGUACAGGUGGACAGGCAGGGCAGGAUGCCAAAUUCUUUUGGUUUGCAGGGAGCGGUGGGAGGGGAUCCUCUGAACCGCUCCUAGAAGGGCUUAACUUUCCUCUUUCAAAUGAGGGACACGCUGCUACAUUCGACUCCAGGCGCUCGGGGAGAAUGGCUAUUUUGCAGAUGUCGUCUUAAACCAGCACGGCAGAUUUUACGCUCGUAGGCAUACCAGGGGAAAGAAGAGGAAAAGAGUUGCCAAGGACUCUAAAUGAAAACAUGGCCAAUGGCAUUGAAGACCUUAUUGGGAUCCCAUUCCCAAACCAUAGCAGCGACGUCCUUUGUGGCUUGAACGAGCAGCGGCACAACGGCCUCCUCUGCGACGUCAUCCUCAUCGUCCAGGACCAAGAAUACCGGACCCACAAGUCUGUCCUGGCUGCCUGCAGCCAAUAUUUUAAGAAACUCUUCACUACCGGCACUUUAGCAGACCAGCCCUACGUUUACGAGAUAGACUUUGUCAAGCCUGAAGCACUUUCGGCAAUCCUGGAGUUUGCCUACACCUCGACGCUCACCAUCACCACCUCCAACGUCAAGCACAUCCUGAACGCGGCCAAGAUGCUGGAGAUCCAGUGCAUCAUCAACGUCUGCCUCGAAAUCAUGGAGCCCGGCAACGAGGAGGAGGAAAAGGAGGAGGAGGAGGAAGAAGAGGAGGAGGAAGAGGAGGACGAGGAGGAGGAAGCAGAAGACUUUGCAAGCCAGAACCUUACAGAUGUCCAAGACAUCAGCUGUCACCAAAGUCCUUCCAAAUCUGAGCUCGCUGAAGAAGCCUACUCGGAAACGCAGAGUGGCUUCUCCAACCACUUCCCCACCAAUAGCUCCAGCAGCUCACUGGGCGUGAUUAGAGACUUCUCCAUUGAGUCCCUCCUAAGGGAGAACUUGUACCCCAAAGCUAGCCUUCCAGAGCGGAGGCCAGCCCUGUCUCCGUUUGUGCCGGACCUCUUCCCUCACCUGUGGAACGGAGACUUUGGCACCUUCUCCCAAGUGGAGGAGCAGCAGGUGGAGAACAGCCCCCUGGACCUGGUGAUCCGAAAGAGGAAGAUCAAGGAGGAGGAGAAGGAAGAGCCCCCGCCUGCACCGUUCCCCAACAGCCUCUUCAAGGACAUGUUUGCCAACAGCCCAGCCGGCCACUUGGGCCACAUCAAGGCCGAAAACGACUAUAGCGCUUACCUGAACUUCCUCAGCGCCGCCCACUUUGGGGGGGUCUUUCCCCGGUGGCCGGAAGAAAGGAAGAUCAAGCCCAAAGCAUCCCAGCAGUGCCCCAUCUGCAACAAAAUCAUCAUGGGGGCAGGGAAGCUGCCGCGGCACAUGAGGACCCACACGGGAGAGAAGCCAUAUAUGUGCAAUAUCUGUGAAGUCCGAUUUACCAGGCAGGACAAGCUGAAGAUCCACAUGCGGAAGCACACCGGCGAGAGGCCCUACCUCUGCAUCCACUGCAACGCCAAAUUCGUCCACAACUACGACCUGAAGAACCACAUGCGCAUCCACACGGGCAUCCGCCCUUACCAGUGCAAGUUCUGCUACAAGAGCUUCACGCGCUCGGACCACCUGCACCGUCACAUCAAGCGCCAGAGCUGCCGGAUCUCCCGGCCCAGGAGGGGGCGCAAGCCGGCCACCUGGAGAGCGGCCAGUUUACUGUUUGCGCCCAACGGCCAGGCGGACGACAAGAGCUUCAUGGUGCCUCCGGCGCUGGAAGAGAUGAGCAGCCAUCUCGGCAGCGCGGCCCUGUGCCUUCCGGGCCCCAGCCCGAAGCAUUUUAUGGACGGGGCCAAGAGCGCCCUGAACCUACAAGAGCUGGAGAGCCAGUUUGAGGAAACUCAAAUGAAGCUGUUUGGGAGGACCCAUCUGGACAUGGAGCGGAACGGCGGCCUCUUUGCCUUUGCGCUGGGCCACAACGAGAGCCUCUCGGCCCGUCCGUACUUCUCCCUCCCUGACCCGUGGAGUACGGGGUUCAAUGGACUGGCGGGACUCAACCACCUCGGCCCCAUUUCCGAAGCUAGCAACUAAAGCCACCUUCUAGCCAAUGGAUGCUUUCGGCCCUCUUCAGCACUGCUGUGUCUCCCUCAUCAAGGGACCCAUCCAGGAUCAAGGACUUAAUUUUUUCUUACUGAAAGACUGUAUUGAAAAUUGAACUGCCUCCACAAACUGCCUAGUCUUGUUCAAAAUCCAACAAAACACAUCUUUUCUUUGCACCAAAUGGAUGUGGAGAA